GACAAAAAAUACAUAAUUAAUGCUCAUAAGAAAGGCAAUUUGGCACGUUUCGCAAACCACUCUUGUGCAGCUAACUGUUAUACCCAAGUUUCGGAGAUCGAUGAAACAAAUGUGCCUCAUCUAAUAAUUGUUGCUGCGAGGGAUAUUUAGAAAUAACACUCAAUUAUGGACAUUAUUGGUGGAAUGUAAAAAUGAUUAAUUCAAAUUUAAUUUGCUCUUGUGAAUCCAGUAAAUGUCAAUAUUCUAGCUUUCCUACUCAAAAUGGAUAUGUAAAUGGUGAAAAUCAUCUAACUACAGAAAAUGGCGAGUGUUCAAGUGGGAUAAGAGCCUCGCAAUGUGCUAGAAAGUUUGCAGGCCCAAACACUCAAUGUGCUAGGAAGAUCGCUGUCCCCUUCUCAAUACGAAAAAAUUGCGCUAGGAAAGAUGCGGCGGCUCCAUUCUCAAUACCGAGAAAUUGUGCCAGGAAAGUGUGUUAUGAGGAAUCUGAUGAAAUUACAAUAUUAUCGGAUAGUGAGGAAGAAGAAGACGUUGAAAAGGAAGACGUUGUUGAAAAAGACGUUGUUGAAAAGGAGGAAGUAACUGAAAAGGAAAUUGUUGAGGAGGAAGAAGUUGUAGCUAAUAGCGAGAAUAACGGUAUAGAUUUUGAUGACGACGAUAUAAUUUGUAUAGAAAAUUGA
Messenger RNA from Meloidogyne enterolobii, 677 nucleotides. The record is from the annotation of a GenBank genome assembly. Lineage: Eukaryota; Metazoa; Nematoda; Chromadorea; Rhabditida; Meloidogynidae.